Molecule: messenger RNA, 1173 nt
Organism: Fusarium fujikuroi IMI 58289
Lineage: Eukaryota; Fungi; Ascomycota; Sordariomycetes; Hypocreales; Nectriaceae
Exons: 1
Coding region: 1-1173 (390 amino acids)
Source: RefSeq, a predicted model, not a curated record
AUGUCUCACCUUUCACCCUCAACGCCCCUGCCGAGUCGGCCGAGAUCAGUGCGGCCGUCGCUACAGCCUGAUGACUCGUCGCAGCCUCCCUCUUCGUCACAGCUUCCUUCCUCGCAGUCAACAAGUAACCGUUGGACCUCGCAACAACACUUCCUCUUCAUGGACCUUCUUCUGGCAGCCAAGCGGGCGCAGAAGUUAAAUUCGAAGAAAAAGGCUGUGUUGAAGCCGGUUUUCGAAUCGUUCAUCGCCCCCCUCGAGGAAGCCUUUCCAGCGAUAAAAUGGGAUUAUCGCCGGGUCGAAUCGCGGUUCACGGUUAUCAGGGAUAAAUACCGCGUAUAUCAGGAGAUGGUCAAUAUGACGGGGAGUACGGAGAAUAAAGACGAGGGAAGGGUAUCUAUUAGUCGGCAACAAGAGGCAGACUUACGGCAGCUUUAUCCGCGGACGGCGGCGAGGAUAAUAAAGGACGGUCUUGGUGUUGAUGAACACAUAACAGUCGAUGCGUGGCAUGAGAUCUUCUCCAACGACCGACCGGCAGGGAGGUUUAUCACGGAAGCCGGCGAUGACGAUGCCUUCGCCCGUCACCAAGGAAUGCCGCCGCCUACAGUAGAGAGGGCAGUCUCCCCUGGUGGCUCGGAACAAGAGGCAGUUCGAAAUCGUUACCCGGCUGAGGCAAAUAGCGAACCGAGCGGCGAUGACCUUCCUGAAGAAGUCCCAGUCGAGGAGCUAGCUACACAAGCAAGUCAGCAAGUUGAUGAUGAUGAAGUCGAUGAGCCACUUCCCAUUCCUUCAUCGGGGCCGUCACAGACUCCUGUGACGAAUAGGAGGAAAAGGACGGCUGCAACGCCAAUACCACCAAACGACGUAAUUCCUUUCCCUCGGAGCAAGAAGAAGAAGACGGUGAGAGGAAGCGGCAGCGAUAUUGAUGAUCUGAAGGAGCUAUUUAUGAAGAGUCAGUCAUCUACUCAUAAUCAUGUAAUAUCCCCACGGCCGGUCGGGGCAGAGGACUUGCAGGGUGCGAUCAGGGACUGUACCGAGCUCUUCAUGGAAGACCGGGGCGUUGAUUUCGUGAUGAAGGUGACGAAAUGGCUGCGGUCAGAUAUAAAUAAUGCCUUGGUCUGGAAUUCCUUCGAUAAUAAGGAAAUAAAGGAAGCUCUUGCGGACUCGUCAAUAUAG